AUUCUUCUACUAGUGUCCGCCAUAUUGUGUCAGUGAGGGGUAGAAUGUGUCAAAAGUCAGUCCCAUAAAGUUCCCGUGUUCAAAUUCGCGAUCCAGCUACAGACGUUGUCAUGUUCUUGAGGUGAUAAAAUGGCCUGCCUAAACAGUCUCAAGCAAGAUAUCCGGGCAUUGGAAGCGUCGUUCCCGAAGAACCACGAACGAUUCCAAGUGGUAGCUGCGUCAGUGGAUGAACUCACUUGCAGAUUUAUCGGCCGCAAUGGGAAGAAAAUUGAAAUACACGCCAACAUCACAGAGACGUACCCCUCAACACCACCGGUCUGGUUCUCCGAUACUGAGGACCCAAGCAUUACGAACAUUGUUGAGCUUCUUACAAACACCGCAGGCCGAGACAACCACCUUCUUCAACAGGUGAAGCUAUUAGUCACAGAACUGUGCAAGGUCCACAGCUUGCCAGAACCAGCAGAGUUGGAAACAAUAGAUUACUUCCAGCAAUCAGACGUUGGCAACUUACCCGACCUGCUACAGGCACCUCAGCAGCACUCGGAGGAAGAAGAUGAGACGGACGUUGAUGACGACAUGCAAAUGGAAAUAGACGAUGACACGGGGUCCUCGGAGAAGAGCAAGGAGGAUGACCUGAGUAUGGAGAACCAUGCAACACUAGAGCGGCUGCGGCAGAACCAACGGCAGGACUACCUGCGCGGUUCAGUCUCGGGCUCGGUGCAGGCCACCGACAGGCUCAUGAAGGAGCUCAGAGAGGUGUACCGGUCGGAAAGCUACCGGCGAGGCGUCUUCUGUGUGGAGCUGGUGAAUGACAGCCUAUAUGAGUGGAAUGUGAUGCUGCGCAUUGUGGACUCUGAUUCGCCACUGCACAGUGACCUGACCCUAUUGAAGGAGAAGGAGGGCAAGGACCACAUCUUGCUCAACAUUCUGUUCAAAGAGAACUACCCCUUUGAGCCACCCUUCAUCCGCGUCGUCAACCCCAUGAUCUCGGGUGGAUACGUGCUAGGCGGCGGUGCCAUCUGUAUGGAGCUGCUGACGCGGCAAGGCUGGAGCAGUGCCUACACUGUUGAGGCCAUCAUCCUUCAGAUAGCUGCCACCCUGGUCAAGGGCAAAGCCCGCAUCCAGUUCAGUGGCAACAAGGUGAGCUAAUGUGCUGUUGUGUAACUUC
Dermacentor silvarum is the source of this 1168-nucleotide messenger RNA. RefSeq names its product ubiquitin-conjugating enzyme E2 Q2. The transcript has 6 exons. Bases 130 to 1149 code for a protein of 339 amino acids. NCBI's taxonomy places the organism in Eukaryota, Metazoa, Arthropoda, Arachnida, Ixodida, Ixodidae. The record is from RefSeq and is a predicted model, not a curated record.